AUGAAUUCCAUAACAGCCACGGCGCCUAUGCGGGCCGUCCACCUGCCCAAAUCCCAGCUACACCUCACGCUGCGAGGGUAUACGAGUCUCGUUGCCACGACAGGGCUACGUGGUGGCAGUCCCUUGUACGCCAACCCUCGUCACCACCAGACGAAUCCCAAGCGGAUGAUCUCGUCCACUCCGCACCCGACCAAGAUCAAGGAGUUCUUCCCGCCUCCUGAAGCGCCGCAUAUCAAAGAAUUGGAAACGGCCUGGAAUCACCCAGUGUAA
Messenger RNA from Aspergillus melleus, 270 nucleotides. RefSeq names its product inducible alternative oxidase 2. NCBI's taxonomy places the organism in Eukaryota, Fungi, Ascomycota, Eurotiomycetes, Eurotiales, Aspergillaceae. The record is from RefSeq and is a predicted model, not a curated record. The coding region runs from base 1 to 270 and encodes 89 amino acids. The transcript has a single exon.